This is a messenger RNA of Closterium sp. NIES-67, 2090 nucleotides long. The record is from the annotation of a GenBank genome assembly. NCBI's taxonomy places the organism in Eukaryota, Viridiplantae, Streptophyta, Zygnematophyceae, Desmidiales, Closteriaceae.
CAUCGCCCGCCAGGUCCCGAGCGUCGCAUCGGCGGUCGCCUGCCCUAUGGCUCGUCGCACGCCGCCAUGUCGUACGGCGCGCCCUUCGUCGCCACGUCCGCGCCCAAGCCGCAGCCCGCUGCGCGCCAAGCGCCAGGCGGGGAGGGAUCGGGCAGGGGGGAGGCAGGCGGACUCAGGCGCCCCGCGAGGGUGGCGCGGCGGGCGCGGAUGGGGGGGGGAAGGGCGCAGCAGGGGGAAGGGCUGUUAUGCGGGGGCUGCGCGUGCCUGUGCGCAGUGUGCGCGCGGCUGAGGCCGUCGCGGAAGGCGACGUGGCCGUACGCGCUGGUGAGCAUCGUGUUCGUGGCGCUCGUGGCGUCCGAGCACAUCGCGCCGCUGCUGCCCUCCACGACGCGCGCGCGAGAGCAGGCGCGCUCGGCCGACAGAGAGGAGGAGGCGGCGGUGAGCGGGCCGCUGACACGAAUAGUGAGUGCAAUGUGGCGAGCCCCAUCACCUCCCACCGCAACCAACGCCACCACAGCUACCUCCGCACAUGGCAGCAGCGGUGGUGGUGGCAGCAGCACGGCAGGGGGUGGGUCCAGAGGCGCGCACGCGGCACAGGGCGAGGGGGGCGUGGCUACUGGCGGGGCUGCGAGCCGUUCUGGGGGGCUGGAAGGCGAGCACGCAGAGGGACGAGGGAGCGGCGGGGCGGGCAGGGAGGAGGAGGAGUGCUCCGAGUGCUGGGAGGAGGUGGAUCGGCUGAGAGCGCUGCGAGCGAAGGAGGGAGGUUCCAGUGGACAACUCGUAGCCAAGCCACAUGGCAGCGGGGGGGCAGCAGGGGCGCGCAGGCGGCUGCUGGUGCAAGCAGCCGGCACGAGGGAGGGCGUGCAGGCGGCAGUGGCAGCAGUGGAGGCGGAGGUGGCGGAAGUCAAGGCCAAGAUGAGCGACCUGGCGGUGGCGGUGGAGCAGCUGGCAAAGGAAGCAGCCAACAUCCAAGCCGUGCUGCAGGGGGAGGGCCACUGGGCGUCAGACAACCUCACGCACCAGUUUCUGCUCUCCUCGUCGCCCUCUGACCCCGACCGCUGUGCGCCGCUCUCUCUAGACCGCCGCGCGCUGCAGAGGCAACCCAAGCGCACGCCCAAGGGGCCGCCACUUUCCUGGAAGGGCUAUGCAUGUGAGGCGGCCCCGUCGCAGAUCCAGCGGUACACGGACGUGGAGGCCAGGGCGCUGUGCCCCGACGACUGGUUCUUCGUGCAGGACCUCGCCUUCCUCAAAAACUGCUUCGCCCUGCCGCCCCGUGCCUGCCUUGCCCGCACGCCGCAGCACCCCACAGAGCCGCUGCCGUUCCCGCGGUCGCUGUUUGAGCAAGCAGCCCUGGCGGACGGCAGUGUGCGGUGGGGGCAGCAGCAGUGCGCGUCGUUCCAGUGCCUCAACAGCCGCGCGCUGGGCGACUGCCGCAACUGCUUCAACCUGUCGCUGGAGAGCCACCGCUGGCAGCACCGCUUCCGAGGCAACCCCACCAUGCGAGACGUCAUCCGCAUGAAGAACGGCUCGCUCAGACUGGGUCUGGACGUGGGCGGCGGCACGGGCAGCUUUGCGGCGCACAUGGCGCUGCAAGGCGUGACGGUGAUGACCACCGCCAUGAACUACGAGACCGUGUCGGGCCGCCACGCCGGCCUGCCGUACUUCGAGGCCAUCGCCAUGCGUGGGCUCAUCCCCCUCUUCCUGCCGCACAAGGCGCGGCUGCCCUUUUACGACAACACGUUGGAUGUGGUGCACAAUGUGAACAGCGUCAAGUACAUGCCCGUGCUAGAGUUCGAGGAGCUCGUCUACGAGUGGGACCGCGUGCUCAGGCCAGGCGGCAUCCUGUGGUUUGAGAUGUUCUACGCGCCGGUGGAGGACAUGGUGCUGUACGUGGCGGUGCUGGAGCAGCUCAGAUACCGCAAGCUGCACUGGACGCUCAUGCCCAAGCCCGACCGCGGUGAAAUAGAGGCGCACCAGCUCUACCUAAACUGUGUCAUUGAGAAACCAGCUAGGCGCCAUGCCUUGAAGCCUAUUGAAUUCUAAAAUGUGUUGCUGUUCUUUGAGCCAGCCUUUCCACAGGGUCAAUUCCC